UCUAAGAACAAGUAGCUUGUAAAAAGGUGAUAGUUAAACUAAAUAAAAUGUUAAAACUUAAAGUUAUUUUAAACUUAAUGUUUGCACAUGCAGUUGUCGCAUCCAAUAUGGGGAGAAUGAAAAUAAUCAAGACAGGUUUGACGGUUAGCUGGUUGAACAUGAAAAGAUAUCCCAAUCGUGUUUUGGACGUAGCUCCAAUUGCAGCAUAUUCCACUACCAGUAAAGAGAAAUGUGGAAGCGUUUGUUUGAAAACUCCUGCUUGUAAAAGUUUAAAUUUAAAACAAGAAUCUGCUUCUCAAUAUCAGUGUGAUCUGUUGGAUACAACCAUGUUUGAAACGAAUUGCAAAUUUAUUUGGAAUGAAACUGCAUCGCAUUACGAAUUUGUUAGCAACUGCACAACAAAUUAUAGUAUCUGUAAAGACCCUUUAAAAAUUUGUGUGCCUAAUGACGACUUCACAUCGUAUACAUGCAAGCAAAAGCAACACGUUCAACUUCAUCAGGCGCAAUUUUGUUCUGCAAAUUAUAAUUACAACACUACUAAUGUUGCUUGGGAAUUUCCGUACUGCGGCUUUUGUCGCGAAACAGGUUCUGUUUACAUUUUGUUGAAUAAAUACAACUCAAUUUAUAACAGAACGUGGGAGGAGUACAAAAAUGGUUUUGGUAAUCCUGGAACUAUGGACUACUGGAUUGGUCUGGAAAUGCUGCAAAAAUUAACGAAUCCUCCUGUUUUACUUGUCGCGUAUUGCGCAACUGGCGACACCGGCACGGGUAACACUUAUCACAACUUUACUGUCUCAUCAGAAAGUGACUUCUACAGAAUGAGCGUCGCAGAAUACAUAUAA
This is a messenger RNA of Hydractinia symbiolongicarpus, 842 nucleotides long. RefSeq lists its product as uncharacterized. NCBI's taxonomy places the organism in Eukaryota, Metazoa, Cnidaria, Hydrozoa, Anthoathecata, Hydractiniidae. The transcript is spliced from 4 exons. Bases 48 to 842 code for a protein of 264 amino acids. The record is from RefSeq and is a predicted model, not a curated record.